UUUUUUUUGGUGUGAUAAACCAACCAAAACCAUUGAUUUAAAAUCCAUAUUAUCGAGUAUUAUCAAUUUUCCCUUCACUCAUAUUUUGGUGCGCAAUUUCCUUCAUUCCCAGUUCCCCACACCCACCACUUUUGGCUUUACGUUUGUUCCGUUGCUCAACUACACGCCACUAUACUUUUCGUAACCAGAGUCCCCCUUUUUUUUCUUCCCCACAAAAAUUCCUGAAUCGCAGGACAUUCCCGUCUUCAAUCUCCAUCUGACCCGCCUUCAGCGAAUCCAGCAGCUCUCAACGCGCCGGAAAUUCCUACGCCGACUGGAUUCCUCGCCAUUCAUUACAGAAAACCAGGUUUGAUUCCUUCCCUUCCUAAUUUCUCGCUACCCUAUUCUUGAGCUACACCCUUCAACACCCUCCAAGAAUCCGAGUUUUUCUCUCUGAGAAGGACAAACAAAGAGAGAGAUAGAGAAAGAAAAGAACUCGAUCGCCCUCUGUUAGCUCUGUUUGAUGUUCUUCUCUCUAAUAAUUCGUGGACAUGUUUUGGCAUUAUGGUUCCAUUCCCAUGAUUUUCGGAGCCUAUUGAUUCGUGGGUCGUUGUCAAAUUUCUGUCUUUCUUUCUUUCUCUGUUGUUGAGAGAACCUAGAUAAAUAAGAUUAUGGCGUCUGGUGGUCUGGUUUCCUCUUCCUCCGGGACCAUGGGUCGCUCUCUUGUUCUGAUUAUGCUUGCUGUAAUGGCGUUUAGUAGGUGCAUUAUUUGUAUGGCGACAGCAGUAGAAGAAAGGAGUUUACUGGAAACGGCAGAAUUCACCCUCGACUCAGUGAGACAGUCUUUAACUGGCCAGGAAGACACCAUUGUGUACAGGUUGAUAGAGAGAGCCAAGUUUCCCUUGAAUUCUCGACUCUACGAUCAGAAAUAUGAGUUGGUCCCUGGAUCUCCUGGCACUUUGAUUCAAUUCCUUUUCAAGCAAACUGAAAUUGUUCAAGCCAAGGCUGGGAGGUACCUAAAUCCGGAAGAAACCCCCUUCUUUCCUGAGAAUCUUCCACCAUCAGUGAUUCAAGAUCGCACAUAUCCUGUGUUCCUGCAUCUCCCUGCUGCUUCUGUUAACGUGAACAGCAUCAUUUGGGAUGUCUACUUCAACAAAUUCCUUCCGUUGUUAGUCAAACCAGGGGAUGAUGGUAAUUAUGCUGCAACUUCUGCUAGCGAUAUCGAGUUGUUACAGGUAACUGAGGACUGGAUGUGUCUGCAGCAACACAAAUGAUCUGACUUGACUAUCAGAUUCUGGUUCGAUGGUGCAACAUUAUGAUAUAUAGUACCAAUACAACUCUUUCAAUACUGCUUCCUUGGCAGGCACUCUCUAGGAGGAUUCAUUAUGGGAAAUUUGUGGCUGAAGUUAAGUACCGGGAAGCACCUCAUGAAUACGAGCCUCUAAUUCGUGCCAAGGACAGGAAUGCUCUGAUGAACUUGUUGACAUUCAAGAAGCAAGAGGAGAUGGUGAUGAGAAGGGUUGAGAAGAAAGGGAUGGUGUUUGGACAAUAUGUGAGCCUGAAUGACACAGAAAGCACUGGCAAGUACAAGAUUGAUCCAUCUCUUGUGUCUCAGCUCUAUGAGAAGUGGGUGAUGCCUCUAACGAAGGACGUCGAGGUCGAGUAUCUGCUCAAGAGAUUGGACGGAGAACAAAAGCAAGUGCCUUAAAUAUGAUAAUGCUAUAUGCCCUUGUAACAGAAGAUCCCUAUUGCUUUAGAUAUUCUUGAAUGGUGUAGUAUAAUAGUACAAACCGACUGUUUCUUAACAAAAUGCCUCCUCUCUGGGAAGUGACUUUAGGCCUUCUAUUCUAGCAAGUGAGGAGACUAGUUGAGUUUCAAUCAGAUUGUAUUAGAAUACUUCCUACAAACUUCUAUCUCAUUGGUGUAUUCUGAAAAUAUAAGAGAGUCGAAAAACAUGAGAGGCAAUCAUGUUAAGACCAGCUAAAUUCUCUGAGGUCCAUGGGCUUAAGUUCGGCCCGACUCCCCUACUCGUGGCCCAAUCGAACAACAUCGAAAGCCCGGCUUCUUUUCUUUUCCUAAUA
This is a messenger RNA of Linum tenue, 2060 nucleotides long. The record is from the annotation of a GenBank genome assembly. NCBI's taxonomy places the organism in Eukaryota, Viridiplantae, Streptophyta, Magnoliopsida, Malpighiales, Linaceae.